This is a messenger RNA of Iphiclides podalirius (scarce swallowtail), 570 nucleotides long. The record is from the annotation of a GenBank genome assembly. NCBI's taxonomy places the organism in Eukaryota, Metazoa, Arthropoda, Insecta, Lepidoptera, Papilionidae.
AUGAGAUCACAACGAUCCUGCAAUGCUAGGCAUUUAACGGAUGCAAGAGCCGGAGACAUAUUUGCUAACAGCGCCUGCCUAGCAUAUGUGUAUGCAAAUGUUAUAUCAUUUGGCAAAGUAUACACUGCAGACGGAGAACCACUAGAGGAGAUGCAGGAUGAGGAGACGAUCAAUCAGGAUGAGUUAGAAGAUGCAUUGCGCUCAAAAGAUCCAGUGGACUGGAUAUUCAUGAUCAAGUCAUCAAAAGGCUUACAAACAAAUUCAACGACGGACAAUUCCGCCAACAGCAGUCAAAUUAUCUGCCAAGAGCAGCCAAUUCUGCCAACAGCAGCCUUCAACAACGGACAAUUCCGCCAACAGCAGUCAAAUUAUCUGCCAACGGCAGCCAAUUCUGCCAACAGCAGCCAAUUCUACCAACAAGAGUUAAUUCUGCAAACAGCAGCCAAUUCUACCAACAGCAGUCAAUUCUGCCAACAGCAACCAAUACUGCUAACAGCAGCCCAUUCUCCCACAAAACCAACCUAUCAGCAACAGAAUCAAAAAAAAAUUAAAACACCUACUAACACAACU